AUGGUUUCAAAACCGAUAUUCUUUUUGCUGCUUCUCGCGGUGGCAUUGGCCGUGUUUCAGACCAGAUCUCUAGCCAACGCUGAAGACACCGAGUCUUCGAGCUCAGCGAGAAAGCCACUGGUGAAGAUAGUGAAGGGAAAAAAGCUAUGCGACAAAGGAUGGGAAUGUAAAGGAUGGUCCGAGUAUUGUUGUAACCAUACAAUCUCCGAUUUUUUCGACACUUAUCAAUUCGAGAAUCUAUUCUCUAAACGUAACAGUCCAGUGGCUCACGCCGUCGGCUUUUGGGAUUACCGGUCAUUCAUCAACGCCGCCGCCGAGUAUCAGCCUCUAGGGUUCGGUACUGCCGGAGACAAACUUCAAGGAAUGAAGGAAGUCGCUGCGUUUCUUGGCCACGUUGGAAGCAAAACUUCAUGCGGUUAUGGGGUUGCGACGGGCGGACCAUUAGCUUGGGGGUUGUGUUACAACAAAGAGAUGAGUCCUGAUAAGCUUUAUUGCGAUGAAUACUAUAAAUUGACAUUUCCUUGUACUCCUGGUGUCUCGUACCACGGUCGAGGAGCGUUACCGGUUUACUGGAAUUACAAUUACGGUCAAACCGGGGAGGCAUUGAAAGUUGACUUAUUGAGUCAUCCAGAGUAUCUCGAGAACAAUGCGACGUUGGCGUUUCAAGCGGCGAUAUGGCGAUGGAUGACGCCACCGAAGAAGCACGUACCGUCGGCGCACGAUGUUUUCGUCGGAAAAUGGAAACCGACGAAGAACGACACGGCGGCGAAACGAACUCCCGGGUUUGGAGCCACCAUAAACGUCCUUCACGGCGAUCAGAUGUGCAACAGCGGAUUUGAUAACGAUGAGAUGAAUAACAUCGUGUCUCACUACUUGUAUUAUUUAGAUCUGAUGGGAGUUGGAAGAGAGGAGGCUGGUCCUCAUGAGACUCUGUCGUGUGCCGAUCAAGAGCCUUUCUCUUCUUCCUCUUCCUCAGCUCCUCCGAGCUCUGGUUCCUCUUCUUGA
This is a messenger RNA of Microthlaspi erraticum, 1005 nucleotides long. The record is from the annotation of a GenBank genome assembly. Lineage: Eukaryota; Viridiplantae; Streptophyta; Magnoliopsida; Brassicales; Brassicaceae.